UUUAACUUAAGAUCUCGUUAUCGCAGCGCUUCGAUAAAGCAAUCAAAAUCAAACACGGAAGUAAAUUGUCUCGUUUCAGAUAAAAUUUAGAAGGAUAUUGUGUUAUUUCUAUGAAUUAGUACAUUGAUAAAAAUCUGAAUAUUGAUUUGGAAAAGGUGGAUAGAAGUGGAUCAGAAUUUUACCAAAAUGUUUUCACAGUCUAGAAUCAGCGGGGAUUCACAGCCAUCCAUACUUGUUGCGGCAAUCGACUUCGGGACCACGUUCUCUGGGUGGGCUUUCUCCUUCAGGCACGAGUUCGAGUCGGACCCUAUCAAGGUAUCAGCCAAACAGUGGACCGGAGGUCAACUGGUUUCUUCGAAGGGUCCAACAUGUGUUUUGAUCAAACCGGAUGGAAAGACCCUUCAUUCAUUCGCCUACGACGCAGAAACGAAGUAUGCCGAACUUGCCGAAGAAAAUAAACACAAAGACUGGUACUUCUUUAGACGGUUCAAGAUGAUGCUGUUUGGCAAAAUUGGCAUACAGAGGAAUAUUAUGCUGGACGAUGCCACGGAAAAGAAACUUCCUGCUAAAACUGUCUUCUCCCUGUCUAUACAGUAUCUCAAAGAUGACCUUUUAUCUAUGUCUAAACAACGACUAUCCGACGGUGGUCUAAAAAUUGAGGAUAUACAUUGGGUUCUGACGGUGCCGGCGAUUUGGAAUGAUGCCGCUAAACAGUUUAUGAGGGAGGCAGCCGAAAAUGCAGGUAUUCCCGGAAACAACUUGACAAUAGCACUAGAACCGGAAGCAGCCUCUUUGUAUUGUCGUAAUCUUCCGGUUGAAAGACACGUGGGUGAUAAAACCAUGAAAUUCUCACUGGCCAAGUUCAAAGCUGGAACAAAAUAUCUAGUCUUAGAUGCUGGAGGUGGAACAGUGGACAUCACUGUACAUGAAGUUAUGGAAGAUGGAAAACUUAAGGAGCUUCAUAAAGCCAGUGGUGGAGCUUGGGGAGGAACUAAAGUUGAUGAAGCAUUCAGACAGUUCAUCAUUAAACUUGUUGGUGGACCGGUCGUGAAAAAGUUUCAAGACAAACAUAUGGAAGACUAUCUGGAAAUAUUUAGAGACUUUGAGAUCAAGAAGAGAGAUAUAGGUCCGACAAGAAAUGGCAAAAUAACAAUUCGAAUGCCAAUCUCUCUCAUGGAAUUGUUUGAACAAUAUACAGACGAAACACUUAAAGAAGCAAUACCCCAAACAAGCUUUGCUGAUCAGCUAUCUAUCACAGGCGACAAAAUGCGAUGUGAUGCUUCAGUAUUCAAGAUAUUUUUCCAAGAGCCAGUUGACAGUGUUAUAGAACAUGUAGGUAACCUCAUGAGAGAGCCAUCUGUAAAAGGUUGUGCGGCUAUUGUGAUGGUUGGAGGGUUUUCUGAAUCACCAAUGCUACAAGAAACUGUGAAAAAGAAGUUUCCAAGUGUAAAGGUUAUUGUCCCAGAUGAAGCGGGACUAGCUGUGUUGAAAGGCGCAGUGAUUUAUGGCCAUUGUCCAAAAGUGAUUGCUGAACGAAUAAGUAAGUUCACUUACGGAGUGGAAUGUACACAAAAGUACAAGGAAGGGCAUCAUCCUGAGGGCAGGAAAAUAAAGAAUGUAGAUAACGAAUAUGAUGUUGAAAACGUGUUUAAUGUUUAUGUGAAAGCUGGACAAAAGGUUAAGAUAGAUGAAGAAUUCAAGGAUACGUACAGUGUUGUGCGAGCAGAUCAGAAUGGAAUGUCAGUCGUGUUUCAUUACACCGUAAAACCUGACCCAAUGUUUAUUGACGAAUGCGGUUGUACUACACUAGGGACAAUGCAGGUUGAUGUACCGGGACAUGGGAAAGAUAGACAAGCGGAAGUCAGCCUAAAGUUUGGUAGAACAGAAAUCGAAGCAACAACGAGAGUGAUUCAUACAGGCAAAGUUACAACGACGAAACUUGAUUUUCUAGGCUGAUGACUAACUUUAACAUUAUACUUUAUAUUUUGCUUUUUAUAUAACUGUUCAAGUACCGAUCAAUAUUUAGCUUGACUAUUCGAAGAAAACUUAGAGUUACUGCACUCAUCAUUUUGUUAGCGUCGGCGUCCCUAUUGGUUCAGUUUUUGUAUGUAAGCUGGUAUCUUAGUAACCACUGGUGAAAACAUGGAUCGACACUUUACCCACUAGUUCAGUAAUAAUCUGAUUUGUAAUACAAAGUUUUUGUUGUUGUGUGUUUUCGCAAAGGUAUGCCUGUUUCUCGACUUACGUAUUUUCUGUUAUGUUUGGUAGGUAAGCUGGUAUCUCAGUAACUACUUGUGGAAAUUGAUUAAAACAGCAUACACAUGUUCCAUAACUCUGUUGAGCUUUUUCACAAAGUUAUUACCGUUUUCGACGUAAUAAUGUUUGGUUAAUUUUAAAGUAUGUUGGUAUUUUAGUAACCACUGUAGAGAAUGAAUUAAAACAUUACACAUUUAUUUGUCGUGUAGACGCGUGUUUCAUAACUAUUUUCGCAUUUUUUUCACAGAGUUAUCUCCUUUUUUGAUUUACUAGCUUUUAACAACACGUUUUUGUGUAUAAGCUGGCAUCCAAGGUUCCAUAAAAUGUUUUGCGUUAUGUCUCCAUUUUCGACUCUGCAUUUUGAGGUCAAGCAUUACUUACAUUUGAACAACAUCGUUGAUCCUUAUUGUAUGUAAACUGUAUUUAGCUUCACAAGAGAGGCAAGUUCCAUUACCCUCACUUCUUACUUACAUUUAAAAAACAUCGGUGACCCUUUUUGUACUUGUUUAUGUCAUUGCAACCAUUCAUUCAAUAUUAUUGCGACAAGGUGUUUAGAUGGUCGAGUUAAUGUAGAAUCAUGUUUGGUUACCAUUUAUGUUCUGGUUUGGUUUUAUUUUUCGCAUUUGAUUAGCUCAUCUGUUUUUUGGAAAAAAGGAUAGGUUAUUGUCAUCACUCGAUCGGCGUCGGCGUCGGCGUUGCCUGGUUUAGUUUUAGGUCAGCUUUUCUCCUAAACUAUCAAAGCUAUUGCUUUAAAACUUGCAACACUUGUUCACCAUCAAUUGCUGACUCUGUAGAGCAAGAAACAUAACUCCAUCCUGCUUUUUGCAAGAAUUAUGGCCUCUUUUGGACUUAGAAAAUAUCAGAUUUCUUGGUUAAGUUUUAUGUUUAGGUUAACUAUUCUCCUAAACUAUCAAAGAUAUUGCUUUGAAACUUGCAACACUUGUUCACCAUCAAUAGCUGACUCUGUACAACAAGAAACAUAACUCCAUCUUGCUUUUUGAAAAAAAGAUGAGUUAUUGUCAUCACUUGGUCGGCGUCGGCGUCGGCGUCUGCGUCGGCGUUGCCUGGUUAAGUUUUAUGUUUAGGUCAGCUUUUCUCCUAAACUAUCCAAGCUAUUGUUUUAAAACUUGAAACACUUGUUCACUAGCUGACUCUAUACAGCAAGAAACAUAACUCCAUCCUCCUUUUUGCAAGAAUUAUUGGUGUUGCUGGAAUAAAAUAAAAUCGCUACAUAAUUUUGGUAAAAUUUCAUAAGUGAAAUAAGUUCAAAUAACAUUUUGACGCGAAGUCGUUUCAAUUAUAGACUGACGUUAAAACUUCAACAUUCAGCAGAAAAAAGCUAACAUGUGAUAAAACAUGAAUAGGAAACUUGUGUCUAUCCACACUGAAUUUAUCAAACUCUUUGAAUAACAAAAGAUAAAGUACUCGACAGAACCUCGCAAUUCCUCCUUAAAUAAAUCCAAUAUGUAAUACUAUCUGUAACUUUUUGUGUUAAGUCACGUCGUAUUUGUGAAAAAGAAAAUAAUUUUCGUUGUGUUUUACCUGUAAAUCGUUUUUUUUUGUUGUUUUUUUAAACAAAUGCGACUUUAAAGUCUGUAAAUUUUGUAAUCCUGAAUAAAGAGCAUUUAAAUUGUA
Mercenaria mercenaria is the source of this 3891-nucleotide messenger RNA. RefSeq names its product heat shock 70 kDa protein 12A-like. Lineage: Eukaryota; Metazoa; Mollusca; Bivalvia; Venerida; Veneridae. The transcript is spliced from 8 exons. The record is from RefSeq and is a predicted model, not a curated record. The coding region runs from base 187 to 1956 and encodes 589 amino acids. Gene Ontology annotation, molecular function: ATP binding; ATP-dependent protein folding chaperone.